Molecule: messenger RNA, 3586 nt
Organism: Notothenia coriiceps (black rockcod)
Lineage: Eukaryota; Metazoa; Chordata; Actinopteri; Perciformes; Nototheniidae
Gene: ccdc88c
Product: coiled-coil domain containing 88C
Exons: 18
Biological process (GO): cytoplasmic microtubule organization; cytoskeleton-dependent intracellular transport
Cellular component (GO): centrosome; cytoplasm
Molecular function (GO): dynein light intermediate chain binding; microtubule binding
Source: RefSeq, a predicted model, not a curated record
AUGGUGACUACACGACAAACUCCCGUCGGACCCAACCUCCCUACAAAAGAAUUUGAGGACCUGAAGACCCUCUUUUUCGACAAGGACCGUAGUAAGUCGAAGGAGCUUCGCGAGGACAACGAGACGCUCAUCGAGACCAAGGUGCUGUUGGAAGAGCAGCUGUCAGCAUCCAGGGGGCGCUGUGACAAACUGCACACACUGGAGAAAGACAACCUGUUACUACGAGCUAAACUAAACGACUUGGAAAUGGAGCGGGACAAUGAGCGUCGGAGGAUGGAGGAGCUGGUGGAGGAGAACAUGCUGCUGGAGAUCGGACAGAAACAGAGUAUGAACGAGUCGGCUCAUCUGGGCUGGGAGCUGGAGCAGUUGUCCAAGAACCAUGACAACACUAACACAGAGACUCAUAAAUCCUUGGUCCACGAGCUGAACGAGUGUGUUUCCAGUCGGGUGUUGAAGCUGGAGAAGGAGAACCGAGAGCUUCAGACCUCUGUAGAGAGACUGAAGGAAGAGAACCACCUCCUGCAGGAGCAGCAGCUCCACACCCAGGAGCUGGACCGGGAGAACCAAGGCUUCAGCAAUAAGAUUGAGCGUCUCCAGGGUUUAUUGGAGCAGGAGAGACUGACUAAUCAGGACAUGGAGUCUCUGGGGGAGGAAAUACUGAAGGAAAAACUGAAUCUGGAGAGAGAUAUGCACACUCUGAGGGCGGAGAAAGACAGACAGAUCUCAGAGUUGGAGAGUGAGAAGCAGCACCUCUCUGAUGCCGUGGCGUCCCUUCAGGAGCGCGCUCAGUCCAACAGCGAGGCCAGGGUCCGCGAGGUGGAAACCCAGAACCGCCUCCUGCACCAGAACAUCACUGACACCAGCUCCCGAUUGGCCAGCUUAGAGACCCAACUCAAACUGGCCAAUGAGGAGGCAGAGAGGCUGGGGAGCAGGGCGGGGCGAUGUGAGGAGCUGGAGCGAGAGACGGCCAGGCUGGAGAGGGGCAGGGACACUUUGAGCAGAGAGCUGGCCUCUCUGCGUGUUUGCAGCGAGCAGUCGGAGGCUCUGGAGAAGCAGGUGUCCUCCCUGGAGCAGGAGGUGCACCGGCUGAAGCGGGAGCUGGAGGAGGCCCAGGGGGAGCAGCAGCGGCUUGGGAGGCAGGAGCCGGAGCACAGCCUGCUGUCCAAGGAGAACCUGGACCUGCGCUGCUCCAUGGAGAACCUGCGCUCCUCAUCCACCCGUCUGGCCUCCCUUCAGGACGAGCACAAGGAGGUGCAGAGACAGACUCAGGAUCUGCAGAGGAAGCUGGAGGAGGCCAGAGGGGAGGCGCAGGGAGAGAAGAAGAGGGCAGAGAGGCUGGAGCAGAAUAUGGCCGCUCUGAACCAGGAGAAGCAUCGCUUAGAGGAGGAAAUACAGAGAAGCAAAGAGGACAGGGAAGAGGAAGAGAGGGAGAGGCAGGAGACGCAUGUCAGAGAAGAGGAACUGAGAAGGGAAGUACAAGAACUGAAGAGCGAGCGGAAACGGAGGGAGGAAGUGGAAGAGGAGAGGAGGAAGCUCCAAGGGGCCUUGGAGCAGGCAGAGAAGGGCAGGAAGAACCUGGAGAAGGAGAGCUGGAGGAGCAGGACACUUCUGGAGGGAAAAGAGACGGAGCUGGAGGAGAAGGCCAGGAGGUUAGCCACAGUGGAGAAGGAGGGAGCAACUCUGAAGAAGGAAAUGGAGAGGCUGAGGGAGGUGUCGGUCAAAGCCAAGGAGCUGGAGAAGGAGAACAAAGAGCUGCAGAAACAGGCGACUAUCCACAAGAGGACUCUGGCCACGCUGAGAGAGGAUUUGGUGUCAGAGAAGCUGAGUGUUCAGCAGCAGAGUGUUGACCUGGAGAGACUCAAUGAAGAACUGGAGAAGAUGGGACUGAACAAAGAGAAACUGCUGCAGCAAGAGCACACACUGGAGGACAGCAGGUACAGGCUACUGGAGUCUCGGCUUGAGGAAACUGUCCAGCAGACAAUGAAGAUUAAAGAGGAGAAGAUCUUUUCUCUAGAAAGGAAACUGGAAGAGAGCGAAAAGCUCAAAACUAAGCUACGAGCUGACCUAUCCACUGGGGAAGAAAACCACAACUCCCAUCAUCAUUCGGAAAGUGACCGGGGUCAAGGGUCAGCCACGGCAGAACUGCUAAAAAUCAAAGAUCAUAUUAUCGAUAUAGAAAAGAAUAACUCCUCCCUGCUGACGGAGAGCAGCCUGCUGAAGGGGCAGCUCAAACAGCUGGAGAACCAGAACACGUCUCUGAACAACCAGAUGAUGGGGCUGCAGCGACACACCUCCACCCUGCAGGAGCAGAACUCAGCACUACACAAAGAGACAGCAAAACUACAGGUGGAAAACUCCACAAUCUCUUCCCAGAGUGCAUCCCUCAUGGCCCAGAAUGCCGUGCUGCAGGGCCAGGUCACGGCCUUGGAGUCGGAAGUGGAGUCGUGGCAGAGGCAGCGGGAGGAGGCGUGGCGAGGCAGAGAGAGCGUGCUCAGCGAUCACGAGCGCCUGCUGAAUGUUCACGAGAGGCAGGCUCAGGAGUACGAGCAGCUGAUCAGUCAGCACACCGCUCUGAAGGGCAAACAGAGGGCGCUAGAGAGCGAGCAGCGCACACUGCACAGCAAGUAUUGUAUUUUGGUGCAGCAGAAGGAGAAAUGGGACGAGCAGGAGGGGCACGGCCGAAAAGAGAAGGAGGAACUCAACCAGGAACUCCAGAAGACUCGGCUACUACAGCAGGAGAAUCUACAGCUCAAAUCAGAAGUGGACAGACUAGCAGAGAGCCAAUCCCAGCAGUCCGGGCAGUGUGAGGGGCUGCAGCACCGAGUGAGCGAUAUGAAGGGCUUACUAAGCUCCUCCCAGCAGGAAGUGAGUCGAUGGAUGGCACAACACGACUCCCUGAUGGAGCAACACCAGGGCCUGGAUCUCACCAUGACCAAACUGGACAACCACUGUGAGCUGUUGAGUCGACUGAAAGGGAACCUGGAAGAGGAGAACCACCAUCUGCUGAGUCAGAUCAACCUGCUGAGUCAGCAGAACCACACUCUCCUGGAGCGGAGCAUGGAGAGCAAAGAGCUGUAUCACCAGGAACAGAAACUAUACAUAGAUAAGCUGAACGCUCUACGUCGUCAGAAAGAAAAACUGGAGGAGAAGAUCAUGGACCAGUACAAGUUCUACGACCCCACGCCUAAAAAGAGGAGCCAGUGGUCCGGAGCCAAAGCUUUGGCCAAACUGAUCAAACCCCGGAAGGAGAGCAGCAGGGAGCGGGGGGGCGACCGGGACAAGGAGGCAGGCAAAGACCGAGACCGAGAACGAACCAAGAGCGCCCCGGACAUCCCACUGCCCUCCCCCCCUCCCCUCCUCCCUCCUCGAAACCCCCCACCACAUCACCAGCGCUCAGGAAAUUACACGCAGGACAGCGGCCAUGCCCACAGUAACCAUAACAACCACACCGCCAGUCUGGGACCCCAGAGCCCAGCAAUCACACCCAUCAGCGCAGGUUUGACGGACAGGGGCCGGGGGGGUUAUCGUAGCAGCCCCCCAGGAGGCAGCAGCGAGAGCGUCAACGGAGAGAACGGACAUGGACAAG